Molecule: messenger RNA, 593 nt
Organism: Dinoponera quadriceps
Lineage: Eukaryota; Metazoa; Arthropoda; Insecta; Hymenoptera; Formicidae
Exons: 2
Source: RefSeq, a predicted model, not a curated record
UAUGUUACAAGAUAAGUUAUAUGAUACAAGCGACGUGACACAUACUUGUAUCAACGUUAAACCUAACCUCGAUUCCAAGUGAAAUGUAUUUUUAUUUUCACCUGUACACUAAAUUUGCAAAAGUGUUAUCUGUUGUAUAGACAAUUUGUAUGUAUUAUUAAACAAAAAAAUACUUAAAGUAAUAAAUAAGUAUGAAUGAUACAAAGACUAAAUUAGCCCAUGUAUUACAGCUUCUAAAUGAAGUUUUGAUGGAUUUAAAUAAUGUCCUGAAAUUUUGUAGCGACAUAAAAUCCAAAAAAUGGGAAAGUAGGCAGUGGUUUGUUCGUCCUAUUAACAGCACACGAAUAGAGAAAGGAUUAUUUUCAACCACCUUUCAAGAAAUGAAAGAAGAUCCAGAUUUAUUUUUUCAAUAUAGUAGAAUGGAUCUAGAAACGUUCACUUACUUGAAACACUUGUUAAAAAAAUCUCUAAGAAAAAGAAAAAGAGUUGAUGUUAUUUCUGUAGAAGAACGACUUAUAUUAACAAUCAGGUACUUAGCCUCUGGAGAUGAAAUCAUUUCUCUUGCCAUUCAACACAGGAUAGGAGAAUCAACU